UUUCUAAUUUCGGUUGUUUGUUUGUGUUCCAGUGGCGCGCUGCCCGAGCCGACAGAGUUUGCGGUAACUUUUUGCAUAAAAACCUGGCGACGUCCAGAGAUUCUGUACAGUUCUCUGGAACUUUGCUUACAAUUAGGUAGGACAAUACACGCAGCAGCGCCGCGCACAGAUUACACAGUUAGCAGGAGACCCGAGCCCAACCAUGUCGAAGCUAAGCGCCCUGUUCGUGCUCAGCUGCCUGCUGGCCCUGGCCAUGGCCCUGCCGGAGGCCCGCCUACAGCAGCGCCAGCAAUUGCGCCAGCAGCAGCAGCAGAAGCUGCAGCAUCCAUAUCUCUUCUUCAGCGUGCCGCGGGGACGCGCCAAUGCCGGCGCCGUGGUGCAGGGCUUUGAGGUCGUUGAGGAUCUCGACGACGUGGAGAACGACGAUGAUGACGACGAUGCCGAUGAGGGCAACAGCAUGCCACUGCGACGCCUGCAGCACAGCUUCGCCGACGACGAUGACGAUGACGAUGAUCAGAUGAUCGAUGAUGAUGACGACGAUGAUGAUGAGCUGCCGGUGCAGCGCGGCUUCGCACGCAACGGCCAGUUGGUGCUGCUGAACGAUGAGGACGACGAGCAGGACGAUGAGGACGACGAGGACGCACAGCUGCCCCCCACGCAGAUGAUGGUGGCCAGGGACCAGGCCGGCGCCAUCAUGGUGCCCGACGGCAUCAUCGAGAUCGAGGGCCAGAGCGUGGUCGACGAGAAGACCGGCAAGGCGGCGCUCCUCGUGCCGCGCGCCGCCCUCGACGCCAUUCCCGAUGGCGCCGUUGUCGCCCUGAUGGAGCGCUCGAGCGCCAGCGACUCGAGCGUCGGCGAGGAGCGCGCCAAUCGCGUCAUUGUGCGCCGCCGCAAGAUCGCCGGACGCCGCAAUGUCCGGCGUCGUCGUCGCGGCGGCCGUCCGGUCCGCCGUCGCGCCGGUGGCCGUCGCCGUCGCGGCAACCGUCGCAACGUCCGCGUCAUCCGGCCCGGCGGCAAUCGGCGACGGGGCAACCAGCGUCGUCGUGUCGCCCUCCAGGGCUAA
This is a messenger RNA of Drosophila mojavensis, 1063 nucleotides long. RefSeq names its product probable DNA-directed RNA polymerase subunit delta. The transcript has 3 exons. Lineage: Eukaryota; Metazoa; Arthropoda; Insecta; Diptera; Drosophilidae. The coding region runs from base 203 to 1063 and encodes 286 amino acids. The record is from RefSeq and is a predicted model, not a curated record.